GUGAUCUUGAAUCCGUUGACUAUAGCUCAUGAAACCGAGUCGAAUGAGGAGACGCAGCAGUGUGCACCGAAAUGACGACAGUAGGGUUCAGGAUAAGUCAGAGCGUUAAUACUUUGCUGCCUACGCACGCGUCGUGACCUUGGCAGCUAAAUCGACUUCAAAAGUGAUCACCUUUCGCAUUUGUAAUAAUGCAUCAACAUUCGGGACUGAUUUCUUCACGUGUUUGUACGGUGUAUAGUGACUACAAAUCAUGUUGCGGAUCAAAUCCUUGCAGUUGUGUGCAGUUUUGUUCCAUCAUUGCCUUUUAUGUUGUCCUUCUGCUUAAUCGGUUAUCAUGAAUUUACGUACCAGGCUAAUUAUACCGAUUUUUAUUUCAGCCGGAGUUACACCAUGCCUCUUUUUCAAAGACGUUUUUCUGUUCCAAAGUUUCCUCCCCGUAAAGCUGCGAGCAUGACCAACUUAUCGCAGUUGGAAUCCUCCAGCAGAAGUCAAGAAUUCGGCAUUGACCUUGGACCUGUUAGAACUAGACUGAGUGGGCGCGACCUCGUGUUUCGCAACGGCACCUGGGUUAUAGAGGGUGGCGUUGAAAUGGCCGGUUCUUCGCAACUUGGACGAGAAUCCUUUCACAUCAAAAAGGAAAAUCAUCAGCUUGUUGAAGAAAAUAACCUCCUGAGGCUAAAAGUGGAUAUUUUGUUAGAUAUGGUGGGUUGCCUUACAAUUAAACGAUUCUGUUCGGUAUUUCCAUCUAUUACUCUGGAGCAGACUCCGAUAACUUCCCCCGAUUUGUUUGUCGCUCCGUUUGCUCUUCUGAUAUGA
Molecule: messenger RNA, 816 nt
Organism: Dicrocoelium dendriticum
Lineage: Eukaryota; Metazoa; Platyhelminthes; Trematoda; Plagiorchiida; Dicrocoeliidae
Source: the annotation of a GenBank genome assembly